GUUACAGUAGCCUAUAUAUAAGCCCUGCACCCAAAGUCCACAAUCGCACAGGAGCUCUCGGUUUUUCCUAGAAACCUUUCGACGACGUGUACGACGGCCAGGGCCUGCGCGGGCUACUUUCUGACCGUCUCGUGCCACCAUGACGCUGCACGAUGACGUCUACGCGUUGAAGCCGCGGCCGGGGACGCCGUUCGUGGUAGACGGGGAGCUGCUGACGGUGACGCUCGUCUUUUCUCUGACGGCCGCCGCGUUCCUGCUUAUUAUCCCGGGAAUACGGGGAAAGCUGAGGCUCUUCUGGAUGUGCAGAAUAUUUCUUAGUUUAUUCAUUGGGGUGGUGAUGGUUGCCGUCCAGUUUUCCAGUAGUUGGGCAUCUGCCCUUGUGAGGGCGAACACCACAUACAAAUCCUUCAGCAGCACAUUUGUGAACGCAGAGGUGGGCCUGCACGUUGGCUUGUCUGGGAUCAACAUCACUCUGAAAGGAAAUCCAGUGGUGCAAUUGAAUGAGACCAUUAACUACAAUGAGGCAUUUUACUGGAGGAAUAACUUUGAGGAGGACUAUGCUGAGGCCCUGGAGAAAGGCCUUCCCACUCCUAUCCUGUACAUUGCUGAGAAGUUCACCCACAAAAGCCCCUGUGGCUUCUACUCCCAGUACAGAUACUCUGGAAGAUAUGCCUCAGCAACUAUGUGGACAGCCUUCUGCUGCUGGCUCGUGACCAACAUCCUGCUCUCCAUGCCUGUCCUACUGUAUGCAGGCUGUUUGAUGGUGGCCUCUGGAGCCUUCAUGUUCUUCUCUCUAACUGCUUUCGCCACUGCACACAAUCUGUCUCUGUGCACCUUCACUGUGGAUACAGCUUCCUUUCAGACCAGCCUCAGCACCUCUUUCUGGCUGGCACUGGCAACAGGUGUGCUCUCUACUGUCACUGGUGUCCUGGUUGUGGUUUUGGACUACGUGGCCCCUGGAAAGUUGAGGGAGACCUUCGGUGUGUCAGCACAUAAUGAUAAUGAUGACAUUGCUCCUUUGGGGGUGGUGUACCACAAUAACAACUUCCUCAUGUCACCUUUGCCAGCAGGGACUCCAGAUUUUGCUGCAACUGAGAUUACGCAAGAGAUGGCAAAACACUGUAUUUAAGACUUUGUGGAGGCAUGACUUCAUGUCUCAGGCCCAGGCCAUUCUACUUUCUGGGAGAGGCAUGGGACCAGUUGAAUAAGACUAAGAUGGAAACGCUGCAUCCGUCUGAUUAGUUUCUCACUUUACAUUGGCACAAAUGUAAAUAAUGUAUCUGUAAAGCUAUUAUGCUUUGUAAAUAAUAAAAUCAGCUAUACAAAACAUUUGUGAAAUUUGCCAUGUUAGCAACUGAAAUCAAUUGUCUUUUAUAUAUCCAUGCCUAUGUAUGCUUGUUUAUGUUGUACUUAUGUAAACCAAUACAGGUGGUCCCCGAUGCUGAGCUGGCGAUAGACAUUC
Scleropages formosus (Asian bonytongue) is the source of this 1462-nucleotide messenger RNA. Its product is annotated as dual oxidase maturation factor 2-like. The record is from RefSeq and is a predicted model, not a curated record. The transcript has 9 exons. Gene Ontology annotation, cellular component: endoplasmic reticulum membrane. Gene Ontology annotation, biological process: protein transport. Lineage: Eukaryota; Metazoa; Chordata; Actinopteri; Osteoglossiformes; Osteoglossidae. Bases 140 to 1129 code for a protein of 329 amino acids.